Molecule: messenger RNA, 6527 nt
Organism: Pan troglodytes (chimpanzee)
Lineage: Eukaryota; Metazoa; Chordata; Mammalia; Primates; Hominidae
Gene: SH3RF3
Product: SH3 domain containing ring finger 3
Exons: 10
Coding region: 966-3614 (882 amino acids)
Molecular function (GO): protein binding
Source: RefSeq, a predicted model, not a curated record
UCCGGGGCUGUCACUUCUGCGUGCUUCUCGGAAAGGAGUCUGAACAGGGAGCGCUCCGGGGAGUCGUCGGGGAGGAUGCCCGGGCGUCGGCUGUGUCCCCAAGCUGCUCGCCGGCGCUGGCGAGGAAGGCAGUCGGGAUAACGCCGCCCAAACUUUCCUUCGCAGCAGCGUUGGCAGGAAACGUCCCUCUCUGAGGCUCACCAAAAGCCGAAAAAGACUCGGACGCUUGGAGGAGGCAGGGCCAAGCCUGCGCAGGAGAGGUUCCCCGGAGCCCUGGAGAUGUCCUAGGGGACCAGGCUAAUCGCCGGCUUGCGCCCAAGCGAAGGGAAGUCCUGCAGGCACGGCGCCUCCUUCCCUGAGCCCCGCAGUGACCGUGACCUCCGCGCGCACCCCCGCGCACGUGCUCGCGGCCGAGGAAGAGGAACGGUCCUGCUGAAUCCUCUAGAGGACGGCGACUAGCGAGCAGGCCAAGAGCGCAUGGAGGUGCCGCGGGGGCGGUGCGGCUCGCCAGCUGCGCGGAGGAACGUGCACGCCGCGCCCCGGCCUCCCCGGGGACCUGGCCGGCCGCUGCCCGCACUUCCUGCCGCUGGUCUUCCAGGCGCGAGCCGCCGCUUGCAGCAGAGAACCCGUUGAGCUUCGUGCCCGGCAGCACCCCCGGUCCCCCGCGCGGGGCGGACUUGCGGCGGGACAGGUGUAGCCGGCAGCCGCAGGCGCUGCGCUCAGGACUGGGCGGGCUCGGCUGGCCGGGUGUUAGCUCGCCGCGCGCGGAACUCCGGUCCCCGCCACGCAGGCCGGUCGGUGAGCCACUUCGCACCGCCACAGCCCUAGCAUCGGGCCACCAGCCGGGGUGAAGAAAGUCACGGCGGAGCCCGGCUCCCCAGUCCUGAUGCUGGCUGCCGGUGGCGGGCUCCACGCCGGCCCCGGGACCUAGGCAGCCGCGCGAGACCGCUGCGGGCGCCUCCCCCAUGCUGCUCGGAGCGUCCUGGCUGUGCGCAUCCAAGGCGGCCGCCGCUGCUGCGCAGAGCGAGGGCGACGAGGACAGGCCAGGCGAGCGACGGCGGCGUCGGGCGGCGGCCACCGCCGCGGGGGCGGGCGAGGACAUGGACGAGUCGUCGCUGCUGGACCUGCUGGAGUGCUCCGUGUGUCUGGAGCGCCUGGACACCACGGCCAAGGUGCUGCCAUGCCAACACACUUUCUGCCGCCGCUGCCUGGAGAGCAUCGUGUGCUCGCGCCACGAGCUGCGCUGCCCCGAGUGCCGCAUCCUGGUGGGCUGCGGCGUGGACGAACUGCCCGCCAACAUCUUGCUGGUGCGACUGCUGGACGGCAUCCGUCAGCGGCCCCGCGCGGGCACCAGCCCCGGCGGCAGCCCGCCCGCGCGUCCCAUCCCAGGCCAGAGUGCGGCCCCCACGCUCGCGGGCGGCGGGGGCGGCGCGGCAGGCAGCACCCCGGGUUCCCCGGUUUUCCUCUCCGCGGCCGCGGGCAGCACCGCCGGCAGUCUGCGGGAGCUGGCGACCAGCAGGACCGCGCCGGUGGCAAAGAAUCCCUGCCUGCUUCCCUAUGGCAAGGCCCUCUACAGCUACGAGGGGAAGGAACCUGGUGACCUCAAGUUCAACAAGGGGGACAUCAUCGUCCUGCGGCGCAAGGUGGAUGAACAGUGGUACCACGGCGAGCUGCACGGCACACAGGGCUUCCUCCCAGCCAGCUAUAUCCAGUGCAUCCAGCCCUUGCCACACGCCCCGCCCCAGGGAAAAGCACUUUAUGAUUUCGAGAUGAAGGACAAAGACCAAGACAAGGACUGUCUGACCUUCACCAAGGAUGAGAUUCUGACGGUGCUCAGGAGAGUGGAUGAGAACUGGGCGGAAGGCAUGCUGGGAGACAAGAUCGGGAUCUUCCCGCUCCUGUACGUGGAGCUCAAUGACUCCGCCAAGCAGCUCAUUGAGAUGGACAAGCCAUGCCCAGCCGCUGCAUCCAGCUGCAAUGCCUCCCUGCCCUCUGACUCCGGCGCUGUGGCCAGCAUGGCCCCAAGUCCCACUUUAAGCAGCUCAGGGGCGGUCAGUGCCUUUCAGCGGCGUGUGGAUGGCAAGAAGAACACCAAGAAACGCCACUCCUUCACCGCGCUCAGUGUGACGCACAGAUCCUCCCAGGCUGCCAGCCACAGGCAUUCCAUGGAAAUUAGUGCUCCAGUGUUGAUCAGCUCCAGCGAUCCCCGAGCCGCGGCCAGGAUUGGAGACCUUGCUCAUCUGUCGUGCGCUGCUCCCACCCAGGAUGUCUCCUCCUCGGCGGGAUCUACCCCCACGGCUGUCCCACGGGCUGCCUCGGUGUCUGGAGAGCAGGGCACGCCUCCCAAGGUCCAGCUGCCCCUCAACGUGUACCUGGCGCUCUACGCCUACAAGCCCCAGAAGAGUGACGAGCUGGAGCUGCACAAGGGAGAGAUGUACCGGGUCCUCGAGAAGUGUCAGGAUGGCUGGUUCAAGGGGGCGUCUCUGAGGACCGGGGUCUCUGGGGUGUUCCCCGGAAACUACGUGACACCCGUUUCCAGGGUGCCUGCAGGAGGGGCAGGGCCGCCCCGGAAUAAUGUGGUCGGAGGGUCUCCACUGGCCAAAGGGAUAACCACAACCAUGUACCCAGGCAGUGGGAGUCUGAGCAGCCUGGCCACUGCCACCAGGCCCGCCCUGCCCAUCACCACUCCCCAGGUCCACGCCCAGCACCCCACAGCCUCGCCCCCAACAGGCAGCUGUCUACGGCACUCAGCCCAGCCAGCGGCCAGCCAAGCCCGGAGCACCAUUUCAAUAGCUGCCCACUCUGCAGCCCAGGCUCAGGACCGGCCAACUGCCACCGUGUCACCCCUGCGCACCCAGAACUCUCCAUCCCGCCUGCCUGCCACCAGCCUCAGGCCCCACUCGGUGGUGUCCCCGCAGCACAGCCACCAGCCCCCGGUGCAGAUAUGCCCACGGCCGGCCAUCCCCCUCACAUCAGCAGCAUCAGCCAUCACACCUCCCAACGUCAGUGCCGCAAACCUCAACGGGGAGGCUGGAGGGGGGCCCAUCGGUGUUCUGUCCACAUCCAGCCCCACCAACACGGGAUGCAAACUAGACGAGAAGAAAAGUGAAAAGAAAGAGAAGAAGAGUGGGCUCCUGAAGCUUCUAGCCGGAGCAUCCACCAAGAAGAAGUCACGCUCCCCGCCAUCUGUGUCUCCAACCCACGACCCCCAGGUGGCCGUGGACGCCCUGCUCCAAGGUGCAGUGGGCCCCGAAGUGUCCUCACUGUCCAUCCACGGCAGGGCAGGGUCCUGCCCCAUAGAGAGCGAGAUGCAGGGUGCCAUGGGGAUGGAGCCUCUGCACAGGAAGGCAGGCUCCUUGGAUCUAAACUUCACAUCUCCUUCCCGGCAAGCACCGCUGUCCAUGGCUGCCAUCCGCCCCGAGCCCAAGCCGUUGCCCAGAGAGAGGUACCGCGUGGUGGUCUCGUACCCACCCCAGAGUGAGGCGGAGAUCGAGCUGAAGGAAGGCGACAUCGUCUUUGUGCACAAGAAGCGUGAGGACGGCUGGUACAAGGGGACCCUGCAGCGGAACGGCCGCACAGGCCUCUUCCCGGGCAGCUUCGUCGAGAGCUUCUGAGAACUGGUGCUCCCUGCACCCAGCUCACAGAGGGGGAGGCCGCCUGGGAAGCUCCAAGGCACCUGGGGGGGGGAAUGCCCUGGCCCAGGGUGGGGGCCAGGGACUGUGGAGGUCGUGCCUUCUCCCAAAACCCCCAAACGGAGAGCACACCUGGGAUGUUCUUCAAGGAAAUGCCCACCCCCUCUGUGGAAACUGCAAAGAAAGCACCUUGAGGAAGAGGCAGGUGCCGGCGCAGGCAGGCCUGUGGCUGUGGUUUGCAGCCAUGGCAGCGUUCUCAUUUACCACCUAAGCAGGGUUGGAGGUUGGAGGAGGUCUGCAGGCGAGGUGGGUGGCAUGGGGGCCAGGAGCGCUGGAGAUCAUCUUUCUGGGCUGCCCUGGGCUUCCCGCGGGGCCCAGGUUGCUCUGUCACCAUUCUAUAUACCUCAGUCACCUGCCGCCCGGCUGCUCAGCAGGGGUGUUUGUGAGGCCCUGGGGGUGCCCCGGAAGGGGCACCCCACCGCCCCUGUGGGAACCGGAGCAGAAUCUGUGGGCUUGUCGCCUGCCAGUAGUAUAAGCAACAUUUUCUGUUCACCACCAUUGUCCCUUGCAUUACUUCUUUCUUACAGCAUAUUUUUAACGUAAAGCUGUUAGACUUUAUAUAUUUCUAAUAGGUCAGACAUUGCCUAUUUUUCAUACAUCUGGUGCUGCCUUUUUGUAAAACUAAUAAUGACUUGGUUGAGCUUGAAAGAAAAGAUGUCUGAGGCGACAUCAAAGGGGCAGAAUUUUUAUAUUUCCCAUAUGGCUUUGGGAGAGCGCCGAGAAGCCUCCAUCCCGCACCUCAGCGCUGGCCAGUACUCUGGGGGCUGGCGGGGUGGAUCCAUUGAGGGGGUCGGAGGGAGCUUGGAAGCAGCCGGUUUCUUUAAACUCUUACCAAAACCCCGCGCUCUGUCUAGACGCUGAUGAUUAUUAUUCAAGACCUGGAAACAUUUCAAGGAAGGGCCACUAUAAUUGUCCUUUUGUGUGGCGGUAGAAGGAGCACGCAGGUCAACCCCAGCCGGGAAGGCAAAAUCUUCCCUUUAUUGCCUCAGAGAGAACUGCAAUUAGCAUUCUCAGAAGAUGAUUUCUUGGUAUCAAAAUGUGCAGUUUCUACAACAGUUUAGAUCACCACCACCAUUUUUCUUCUUUUUUAAAAAUAAAUAACUGCUCCCAUUUCAGGCAGUGCAAACCUUCAUCUGCUGGAGACCAGAGGUACAAGGAGAUCAGGGGGUUGCGGCACCGCUGCAGGCUUGCAAGAUCGGGGAGUUGGGAGGGCGAGAGAGGAGGAGGUGCAGCUUUGAUGCUGGGACUUCCCUGAGUGGGGCUGAUGAAUGUAUAUUCAUUAGCACCAUGGCUCACUUCCCAGGAAGACUGAUCAGGAGCCCUUCAGGGACAAUUUUGUUCUCAAGAUUCACACCUUAGGAACACAUUUUUAUCACCUCAAAAUUUUGAUCCAUCACCCCUCUCUCCACCUAUAUUUUUACAAAUACCAUUCAGACUUAAAUUAAGCUGAACAAACUAGCCUUUGGUAACAUAGGGUGUCGUUGGUUUUCAGGGAUGUAACCAAUUCCAGAAAUACCUUCUUUUGCCUGGCACGAAGCCUUUGAAACACGGGCCGCUUAUUUUCAGAGUUCCUGUUUUGGGACGUGACUUGGCUACUUGUUACUUCCAGGUGGUUACCACACGGCGGGGGUCAUGCCUUUCCCUCCCCCCAGAUGAUAAUAGAUUUAAUAGACUCAAAGAAGUUGUUCAGAGUCAAAGAAGAAAAAGUCUGGCUUAAACAUAGUAACUUCUGUGUGCCAGGUUAAUGACAACCAAAAGCUGUCUAUUUACCAUUAUUGCCAAACUUCAUCAGUUGCCCAUCCUGCACCAAAAUCCUGUGCGUGUUUAAAUUCACGUUGUCACCAAAGAGGUGCACAGAUCAACAACCUGGAUGACGCAGGUGUUCUCCAGGGAAACCAGACCAAGUCAAGCCUCCAGGUAACUUUUUUGAAGUCUUUUUUUUAAGGCGCGCAGGUACCAAGCAACAGAAUAGAGUAACCUGAACGUUCUUACUCUCCCAGGCAUGGCCCACAUGGUGCUUCAGGUAGAAACAUGCUUCACCCUCCUGGUGGGGGGCGAGGACACAGCCCACUGCGUGCAGCAUGGUAGAGAGCUGGGGCGAGUAUCUCCAUGUCUUUGGAGGAUGUCAGCUGGCCGCUUUCAGGGCAGAGUCGGGUGGGCGUUGGGGCCACCUCAGGAAGGAGAGCGAUGCGUGGGUCUGGCCAGAGCUCUGGAGCCAAUGCCGGGCUGCCUGAGAGCAGAGGAAACGCAUGGCCCACGUGCAUUUCUGAGUAUUUUAAACUCGUUCAGGCCCUGCAGCCUUCAUGAUGAUGUAGCUUGCAGAGAAGAGCAGGAGCAGAAUUAGCCCUUUCUUCAGGCCAUCUUGCCUCAAAGGGCACACACAUGUUGGGUGGUUAAGAUGAAACUAACCCUUAUGUUUCAUCCUGGCCCCAUGAUGUACACAUCUUAGCCAUGUAGUGGCCUUGGGGGGCCACAGAGAUUUCCUUUGAGGAGCAUGGUAGAGUCCACAGCCAUGGCUGAAGUCAGUGGACACCGAGGGGACAGGACUGCAGGCCACCAGGGGCCUCUGCCCAGAGGGAGGCAGAGAGGAUGGCGGCCACGGGUGCUCUCCUAGCAUCCUCAUGGGGUGAUGCCAGGCCGGGCACUUCAAAACAGGCUCAGCCGACUGGGAGAUCCUUUGUACUUUGCACAGUUCACACACACAAACACACACACCCUAUCCCAAGUGUUUUUGUUAGACACAAAUGUCAGCGUGUGAUUUUGAAAGACUUGUCAGUGAUGACAAACCAUGAUGCCUGUGUUUCUGAGUCUUUAAAUAAAAAUGAACAUGGAGAA